This is a messenger RNA of Leguminivora glycinivorella, 1529 nucleotides long. It is a transcript of the gene Vps36, whose product is annotated as vacuolar protein-sorting-associated protein 36. Gene Ontology annotation, cellular component: late endosome membrane; ESCRT II complex. Gene Ontology annotation, biological process: protein transport to vacuole involved in ubiquitin-dependent protein catabolic process via the multivesicular body sorting pathway. The transcript is spliced from 7 exons. The record is from RefSeq and is a predicted model, not a curated record. Gene Ontology annotation, molecular function: phosphatidylinositol-3-phosphate binding; ubiquitin binding. Lineage: Eukaryota; Metazoa; Arthropoda; Insecta; Lepidoptera; Tortricidae. Bases 192 to 1403 code for a protein of 403 amino acids.
UUCCUCAGAUCUUGUUCUUGUUUAUCCUUGCAUUUUACGAUUAUUUCAUUUAUUUCUUUAUCCUGGUGUUAUUCAAUGAAAAUUAGCUGUAUAUUUCUAAUCACACUAAUUAAUUUCACAUAAUAACCUUCACCCUAAUCAUACAUCCGUUACAGUGAAAUAAGUAUUUACGUAUCGAAACUGAAUGCACUAUGGAUAGGUUCGAAUAUAUGGAAGCCCGCUUGUUUGAAGGUGAAAAUUACAUUAAAAGGGAUAGGAACGUGAAAAUUUAUGAUGGAGAAGAUAAGACUCAAUUUGUGGAUGGAGAAGUUGUCCUAACGACUCAUAGAAUACUCUGGGGCAAGCCGGGUGAUAUACCUAAGGGGCUGACAUGCCUUUCUCUUCACUUGUACUAUGUGUUCUGUGUGGAAGAAGAAAGCAGUGGUGUGUUUGGGCUUGGUGGACUCAAAAGGAUAAUAUUACACCUUGGACCUGCUUUACCUGGUAAAAGACCCGGACCAGCCGUAGUCAGCCCCUACCACUUUGUAAAACUAUCAUUCAAAGACGGCAUAGACUCUGCUUUCUACAAAGCACUAAACGAAGCCGUCAGUGCCAAAGCAUGGGAACAACAAACCCCAGUCUCCCCUCGCUCAGCCACAAGCCCCAAUGCCAGCCCCAAGCCCUCAGGCUCAGUAGCCCCAAUAAAUUCAAAAAUCAGAUCGGGAAUCAUCGGGAUUGAAAGAAGUAUAGAGGAACAGCAUAGGGCGACAGAUGAAAGUAUCACAGUGGCGUUUAAGGACUUGACUAAACUUAUGGAGAAAGCUAAAGAUAUGGUUGCUGUGUCUAAAAAUAUUUCUACUAAGAUUAGGGAAAAACAAGGUGAUAUAUCAGAAGACGACACAGUGAGAUUCAAGGCCUACCUUAUGAGUCUAGGCAUAGACGACCCGGUCACGAGAGACGCCUUCCGUUCCGACUCCGAUUAUUAUGUGGGGCUGGCUCAACAGAUCUCUGAUAUGAUGGUGGCGGUUUUAAUGGAAUGUGGAGGAAUUAUGUCUCUGUCCGAUGUAUGGUGUCGCGUGAACAGAGCGAGAGGGCUAGAACUCAUAUCUCCUGAAGAUUUACUAAACGCUUGCAAGCUACUCCAAACAGUCGGGGCUCCGAUGUCACUCCGCAAGUUUCCGAGCGGCGCAUGCGUGCUGCAACUGAACAGCCACAGAGACGAGGAGGUAGCGAAGACCACGAGUAAUAUGCUUGAAGAAAACGGUAACCUUACGCCAGAGAAACUCUCACAGAUAGCAAACGUUUCCGUUCUGUUAGCGAGAGAACGGCUUUUCACCACUGAGCGGCUUGGGCUCGCCUGCAGAGACGAAUCCAUCGAGGGUCUAGCGUUCUACCCUAAUCUAUUCCUGAGGGAAACUUCCUAGCAAUAUAUUUAUAUUAAAGUAUAGAUAAAAUUAUAAGAUCAUACCAUCCCAUACAUUAAAAUGCGACCUAAGAACACACAUACACUACACCACAGUUACCACACAUAGAUGGCGCCACAAAAGAUG